AUGCGGAAAUAUCAAAACGGUCGAGAAUCCUCGUACGAUAGCUCACCCCUUCGCGAUAGUUCGGCAUCCAUCGGGGAGUCAGAGUACACAAAAUCCGCGGCAACGUCUGUGGAGAACUGGUCGAGGGUGAUGGACGCCGCAAACAGCUCGAGGGCCAGCUACUCCGAGAACAGCAGCACAUCGAAUAUCUCUGUGGAACCGAUUGCGCUCGCGAAAUCGAUCGAUAACACCAGGGCGCUGUUUAAGAAGAAAUCUCUCGUCCAGGUCAUCAACAAUUACAUCAAAGCUGGGAUCGAGGAAGGGAAACGACAGGCGAAAAAAUACUUACGCAAAGCACUCUCAUUUGGCGUGAAGUCCGGCUACCUAAUUCCAACCGAUCCCCAAGGACAAGUGAUUCGCGUGUCUCCAACGCUAAUGGAAUUGAAGAAGAACGACGCGGAGUCGCGCAAGAGGCGAAGAAACGCACGAAGGGGUGUGGACAACCCGAUAUCUGAUAAUAAAGUGACACGAAGACCGACUCCACCGUGGGGCAUGCAGAAAUAUCGCGAGGAUACACCGAAACCGGAGAAGCCUCCUCGAAAACGGAAGAAAACUUCUGUUUUGACAAAAUGGCCCGAGAAACGACCGAGGAGGACUACCAGCAAGAAGUCUCCGGAGCGUGUUCGACGUGGCAAAAAAAAGACGACGAAAAGAAAAAGUAAGACGAUAAUGUGCCACCUGUCCAACGUUACGCCCGACAAAAGCGAGGAGGACCUGCAGGGAAUAAGGAGGACUCGAAGUAUGCACAGACAGGCGACAGUCGAGAAGAAACAAGACCGCAGAAGACGAAGGACCAAAUCCCCUCGCGCGAGGAACGAGGAUCAAGAGAGUUCCAGAAAGAAUUGUAACGAGUCCAGCGACGAGGACGCGGAUGACAGUGCGAAACACAGCGGAAACGAAGCGGACGAAGUGGUAGAACGACGAAAAUCAACGACCAGCCGAGAGGAUGCUUCGCGAAAUAGCAACGUACCGCCGGGAAAUUCUGCGGGAGAAGUUGAAGAAACACUGGGAUUACCGAACGAGGAGAACAACGAGAACAACACGCUUGAAUACGUGAACUAA
This is a messenger RNA of Habropoda laboriosa, 1101 nucleotides long. Its product is annotated as PC4 and SFRS1-interacting protein-like. The record is from RefSeq and is a predicted model, not a curated record. Bases 1 to 1101 code for a protein of 366 amino acids. The transcript is spliced from 3 exons. NCBI's taxonomy places the organism in Eukaryota, Metazoa, Arthropoda, Insecta, Hymenoptera, Apidae.